CCUCACAGACGACACUGACUGAUGAACAGACCAGAGGAGCUGGGACUUCAUGCUACUUCAUGGUACUUCAUGGUACUUUUUUAUUUUUGUGUUAAACUUUUUUUUUCAGGUUUAAGGAAGUUUUUUCAAAACUGUUUUUUUUUUUUGUUCGUAACAGUUUAGCAAACGUGGCUAACCUUUAGUUUUUCUUUUUUUUUCUAAUCAUCAAAUCGUGUUUCUGAGUUGACCUUUGACCCUCUGUGUUUUUUUUUUGGGCUAAUAAUACACGCUACAUGUUCAGCUAACCUGUGCAGUUUUACCUCAUUAGCAGUUAGUGUUUCAACUGCGACCAAUCAGACGACUCGUCUGACCGUCCUUCGUCUGACGUCAUGUUUCUGACCUGGGUUUUCAUCAUCUCUGCUGCGUCACAUGGUAAAGCCCCCCCCCCGACCCCCCUCCUUCUAUUGUUUUGUACAUUUUUAACCCAAAUUGAUUUGUUGUUUUUUUUGUUUGUUUGUUUUUAUUCGUCUUCAGCUCUCGGCACAAACUCCGUUUUCUGUCCAGACCCAGAAACCGCCGCCUCCGGGUCAGACUUCCUGACCGACUGCCUGGGUCUGCGGUUCACCUGGCUUCACUCCGUCUUUGAUAAUUUCCCGUCGCUCCUGAAUUUCGCAGCGAGACUCAAGUGUGAGACAGGACUCUGUCCUCGGCAGCUGCAGGACUACGGCUGCUCCUGCAGAUUCCUGGCAGCAGGAGGCGCUCAGGAUCCUGUGGACGUCUGCUGUCACAAUCACAGGUGGUGUUACCAGAAUGCCGCCCCCUGCAGGCAGACGGUGGCGCCGCUGCUGCAGAGCCUGAAGUGUUCACGCGUGAACAGCAGCUGUGGUGAGUUUCUGAGACGACCACGAACUGGAGGAACACCGAGAGCUGUGGUGACGACACUGUUGUUGAAUCCGCUAGGUGGUGCUGAUGAGUGUGAGCAGAGGUUCUGUGAGUGUGACCAGGCUGCCCUCUACUGUCUGAAUCAGAGUUCACUCAAUCCAUCCCUGAGAGGAGUCUCUGAGGAUUUCUGCUCAGGCGACAACCACACAGACCUGCAGGGGGCGACACUGUCGACAGGAGAGCCCGUCACAGGCGCUGCAGAUUUUCUCUCGACAGUGAACGACUCUUUCAGUCUGGAUUUCUUUAGCCCCGCCCACUUGUCAACAGAGGUCGGUCUCCUGACGACCAGCGGAGGAGGUAAUGAGAGUGACGUCACAGCCAGGGACCCUGACCUCGUCACCCCGGGACCGCCCACCCUGCUGGACACUACUGAUUCGGUCGGUGUCUCAUCACAGACACAGAACAUGUGGAGAAGCACAGUCCAACCUGAGGAGGAGGAGGAAGAGGAGGAGGAGGAGGGGGUAACUUCUCCUCAGGAGUCCAGCAGCUCCACAGCGCCCCCUGCAGCUCAGGUUUAUCACAGCUCCUCCUCUGCAGCAGACACCACCACCAGGGCAGCGUUGACGGUGACACCUCCUCCACGGAGCGCGGAGGAUCCUGAGGAGGAACCAGGGGAGGAAGAGGACACGUCAGAUUUUCUGCUUCUGUUACAUUUUCUCUCAGUUCCAGGUAAAAACGGUCCCUCGUCGUCCACCGUCUGGUCCUGGACCCGAGGACCACCUUCUCAGACCCCGUCCUCCUUCAGGAACAGGACAGAAGCGUCUGAGUCUGAGGAGAAAAAGACGUGGACGGUCAAACCUGGGUCUGAGGACAGAGACACAAAAGACAGCUCACAGGAAAAAGACGCAGACGGUAAAGUCCGGAGGUCGUCUGUGGUCUUAGCUAACGUUUACCUGACGGAAGUUGAGUUCGCGUUUAUUCACGCCGAUGUUCUGGUCAACACUUACCUUAGGUCAGUACCCGAGCAGUCCAGUAGAGGGCAGUGUUCAUUCAUUGUGUCUAUUUUGGCAGAAACAGGCGUUGUCCAGAGGAGGGCGCUGCCGUUCUUUGCCUGGUCUCUGCUCCAGUCUGUGGGUUUAACUGAUCUGCAGCUACAGUCUGACGCCAAAGACUGCAGUCGCUCCUUCUCUGUUUACGGUAGUGACGGAAAACUACAGCGCCACCUGCCGGCACUCGGUGAGAUGCUUCACUGUCUGACAGGACGAUGUCCACACGAGUACGAAAUGUAUGGCUGCUACUGUGGCCAGGAGGGCGGCGCUGGUCAGCCACUGGACCAGCUGGACCGCUGCUGCUUCUUCCAUCAGUGUUGUCUGAAGCAGAUCAUCUUUCUGGGUUGUAGCCCAGACAGAAAACACAACGCCCGGGUUUCCUGUCAGGAGAGGAAACCACGCUGUCAGGGCGUGAACAUCUGCGACAAACUCCAGUGUGUGUGUGACCGGACCACGGCUCAGUGCAUGGCUGCAGCCGCCUUCAACCACAGCCUGGCAACGCAGCGGUGCAGUGGUUUGACUCCGCCCUGUCACCGUGUCAUCAGACCCCCCAAACCACCUCAGUCCAGUGAGGAGAAGGAGGAGGAGGAGGAGGAACCACCAGGAGGAAGAACUGACGCUGAGAGCAGUGAAAGUUCUGAUCUGACAGAAGAUCAAGAGUUCACUUCUCCUCCUGAAUCGAUUCCUCUUUCUCCUUCUACGCUGCUAAACCACAGACCUGGACCAGACCAAGUUCAGGGACCAGGAGAAGAAGAGGAGGAGGAGGAGAAGAAGGAGGAAGAGGUGAUGGAGGAGGAAGAGGUGGAGGAAGAAGAAGGGGGAAAGUAGAACUUUAGCUUUUGGUCCUUUUUAUAGCUAUAGAAAAUGUUGACUUUUAUCCCGUAGUUUGUAUUUACGUGAAUGGAAAAAUAAACCUUGACUUUUAUUUUGG
Cynoglossus semilaevis (tongue sole) is the source of this 2841-nucleotide messenger RNA. RefSeq names its product otoconin 90 (gene oc90). The transcript is spliced from 13 exons. Gene Ontology annotation, molecular function: calcium ion binding; phospholipid binding. The record is from RefSeq and is a predicted model, not a curated record. NCBI's taxonomy places the organism in Eukaryota, Metazoa, Chordata, Actinopteri, Pleuronectiformes, Cynoglossidae. Gene Ontology annotation, biological process: arachidonate secretion; lipid catabolic process; phospholipid metabolic process. The coding region runs from base 369 to 2738 and encodes 789 amino acids.